Molecule: messenger RNA, 12256 nt
Organism: Schistocerca gregaria
Lineage: Eukaryota; Metazoa; Arthropoda; Insecta; Orthoptera; Acrididae
Product: xaa-Pro aminopeptidase 1-like
Exons: 14
Coding region: 53-2152 (699 amino acids)
Molecular function (GO): metalloaminopeptidase activity
Source: RefSeq, a predicted model, not a curated record
CGGCGUCUCCAGGGCUGCGACGCCGGACGUCUCGCGUCGCAUCGCAAUCGCCAUGGCGUCCGCCCGCGAGCUGCUGCUACUGUGCGUCGUGCUGGGUGCGUGUUGCGGGUUCCGGCCGGCAGGGGCUGACACGGCGCCCGACUGGGUGCGGCGGCGGGCGUGCCCCGCGACUGCAGAGGACCCGCAGCCGGCCGCCAGGGUGGCCACCGAGGCGCGCGUGCGCAGGCUGCGCAGCCUCAUGCGGGACCCCAGGCACCUGCUCGACGCCUACCUCGUCACCUCGUCCGACCAGCACCAGAGCGAGUUCCUGGCGCGGUCGGACCGCCGGCUGGAGUGGAUCUCGGGCUUCUCGGGCAGCUACGGGGAGGCGGUGGUGACGGCGCAGCGCGGGGGCGGCGAGGGCGGCCAGGCCGCGCUGUGGACCGACGGCCGCUACCACGCCCAGGCCGACGACCAGCUGGACUGCGGUUGGCAGCUCGUGCGACACGGCGUCGUCCAGCUCUCCGUCCAGGGGUGGCUGUCAGACGUCCUCCAUGUGCCUGCUGCUCGUGUGGGUGCUGACCCACACUUACUGCCUCACACCGAUUGGCAUGCAUUAUCGGUUGACCUUGCAAGUAUUAAUGUGACGUUGGUGGAAAUUCGAGAAAAUUUAAUAGAUAAAAUAUGGACUGAGAGGAUGAUGUUUAAGAAAUAUCCAGCACAUGUUCUUCCUGUGGAAUAUGCAGGAGAAACUUGGGAAAAUAAAGUUUCGAGAUUGAGAUCUCAUCUAGCUUUGACAGGAGCUGAUGCUAUGGUAGUGACGGCUCUUGAUGAAGUUGCCUGGUUGCUCAACAUACGAGGACACGACAUUCCAUAUUAUCCAGUAGUGCAUGCAUAUGUUAUUGUAAGUCAGAACAUGUUGCUCCUCUUCAUUGAUCCUGCAAAUUUAUCUGAUGAAGUAAGGGAACAUCUCAAGAUUGAAAAGUGUUUUAGUGCAAACUGUUUUAGUGUACGGCCUUACUCAAGUAUCCUGGCUGGUCUGCACACUGAGUCACAGCAGUGGAACACUGUACUCCUCCCAACAGAGUGUACCUACAGCAAAGGUGCCAGCCAGGCCAUCUACUCAGCUGUCAGUGAAAACAAGUGGAUGCCUCAGCAAUCACCUAUCAUUUUCAUGAAAUCAGUCAAAAAUUCUGCUGAAAUUCGUGGAAUGCAAAACGCUCACAUACGAGAUGCAGCUGCACUAUGUGACUUCUUUGCUUACAUGGAACAGAGGAUGAAAGAUGGCUUCAUUUGGGAUGAACUCACUGUAGCAGAAACAGUAGAUGAGUUUCGCAGGGAGCAAAAGCUGAGUCGUGGGCCUAGUUUUGCUACAAUUGCAGGAUUUGGUCCCAAUGGAGCAUUACCACACUAUGAGCCAAACAACAUCACUAGCCUCACAAUUGAUAACAGUAGCAUGCUUGUGCUUGACUCUGGUGGACAAUAUUUAGAUGGGACAACUGAUGUCACACGCACUUUGCAUUUUGGGGAACCCACAGACUUUCAGAAAGAAGUAUACACACGUGUAUUAAUUGGUUCCAUACAGAUGGCCUCAUUGAUAUUUCCAGAAGAUGUACAAACAUCAAACAUAGAUGUACUUGCCCGUGCUCCUUUGUGGAAAGUUGGUCUUGAUUAUCAGCAUGGAACAGGGCAUGGAAUAGGUUCUUAUCUAAGUGUACAUGAAUCUCCAAUUAUAGUAGUGUACAGCACAGGAAAUGAGACAUUCCAGAAGGGUCAGUUCUUCUCUAAUGAACCUGGUUACUAUAAGGAAGGUCACUUUGGCGUUCGUCUAGAAAACAUCUUGGAAGUAGAACGAAGACAAACGGAGCACCAAUCUCACAAGACCUAUUAUGGGUUUAAAACUGUAACACUUGUACCAUAUGAACCAAAACUUAUAAAGGAAGAAAUGCUUACCAGCGAACAAAGGGACUGGCUGAAUGAAUACAACUCACAGAUUCGAAGCUUAGUGGGAGCAGAACUGAAACAUCAGAAGAGAAUGAAGGGUUUUUAUUGGAUGAUGUCGAAAACAGGAUAUGUGCCUCCAUAUUGUGCACGAUAUAACAGGGCAACAGCUUAUACUCCAUUAUGCAGGAUGUUCAUUUUUUUUGCUAUGUUGAUAUGUUGGCUCUUUUAAAACAUCAGAUACACAUACGAUGUUCACAGACCAUAAUAAAAUAAAAUAAUCUGAUGUUAUGAGUUGCUGGAAAAUCACAUUUUUGAAAUGCACAUAAUGUGAGCAAAACUUUAUUUUGGCAUAUUAAAAUUUCAAAGCAUGAAGUCAUUUUUACAUAUUGUUAAGAUGUCAUGAAUAGCCUCAUCCCUGAGCAAAGGGCUUCUAUUUUUUUCCUUGAAAUGUGCAAUGAAAUAUUUUUACUACUGUUAUUUAUUCAUAGGUAUAUAAGCAUGAGACAGUCAAAGGAUAAUAAAAUUUAUUAAAGGCACAAUAAAAAUGAAGAAACAUUUUGGCGGUUGUAGUUGUGGAUUUCAAUGUUUAUAAAGGUUGACAAGCUAAACUGGAACACACAUCUUAAUCAAAACUCCUCGGGCAUCUGUCAGCUAUGUUUCUGCAGAUGAGAGACAUUUAAUGCCAUCUGCUAUAUCCCUGUGUAGCACUACUACCACGGAAGUCACUGUGCAGGAAAUGUGGUAUAUAUGGGAAUGGUGUGUUUAUACAUUGUAAUAUGAAACUGUAACAGAAAAUCAUAAAAUAAAAGUACAUAAUAAAAGAAGGAACAUACGAUUUCAAUAUAGGGAAAAAUACAGGUAAACAUAGCAUAGGUAAUUAGGAGAAGAAAAGCAAAAGAAUUAUUACAGAGACAUGAAAAGGUUGAAUGGAAGACAAGAGCAAGUACUAGAACUAUAAGGAGGGUUUAGAAUUAGUCAAGACUGGGAGAGAUACGAGAUGGCGGUUGAUGGAAUCAAAUGCACAUUCAAAGUAAGUUACAUUCAGCAGAGUUCUGAAAUGUUAAUUUUGGGAGCAACUACCAUGAUGGUUUGAGUUGCUAUCUACUUCCUCUACUGUGUUUUGCCACUAACAGAUAUGAAGUGGAUAGUAGUAGGCACUGUCCUUCUCUCCACACACACACACACACACACACACACACACACACACACACACACACACACAUUUUGAAGUUAGGACAGCAAUAUUUGAAAUGGUGCUGAGAGGUAUUUGAGAAGUGAUUAUUGUACCUCAGAAGAAUUCUGCUUACUCUAAAUAUGCCCUAUGGACCCUACAUAGCGUUCAGCGACAUCCAUCUCUAAAAUAUUCAUGUUGCACAUCAGUUAACCUGCACACAAUUUCAGGUUUCUGCACUAUGCUGAUCAACGCAAUGCUUUAUGUAAGAAUGAAACAGCACAAGUAAAUAUUACACACAUUAACAUACAGCACCAUGUUGUAGAACUCUCUCUGCAACACAAUGAUGUAGACUUUGCUAUAUUACAGACUAAUGAUUCAAUCAUGAGUGUCCCUCUCUACACCAGUUCUUUACAACUCCAUAUAUAAAAAUAGAUUACAAAACAAGUACUCAGUACUGAUGAUACCAAAAAAAGGAGUUCUAAUCUGUUGCACCUUCUUUUCUGUUACUUUUUUCCACUUCUAAAAAUUAAGUACACUUUUGAACAAUGGAAAAUCCAGGAUGGAAUGUGGCAAUAUUAUGAAAAGGAUUGUCGCAGAUAGGCACAUUGAAAAUACUGUCAGAAAAUAAGCUUUUGGCCAAUAAGACGGUUGCCGAAAGUAGACAAUGUGCGCGCACAUGCACAUGCCGCCCCCCCCUCUCCCCCCACACACAGCUGCACAUGCGUGCAAAUGUAACUCAAACACACACAGGCACAAUCCCUGGCUGCUGUAGCCAACUGUCAGGCUAUAGUGGCCAGAAACUGUGGUCAUAUGUGUAUGAGCUGCAUUUGUAUUUUAUUGUCUGUUUUCACUGAAGGCCUUGUUGGCUGAAAGCUCGUUUUCUGGCAAUCUUUCUGUUGUGCCUAUCUGCGACUCGGCACCUCCAAUAUAUGAUGAGUAGCAAUGAUUCUUUUCAUAAUGUUGUUAAAGUACACUUUCAUAAUUCUGUAUGAUAGUAGCUUCUUUUCUUCUCUCUUCAUUAUUUUCCUGCUUUCCUCCCUUCGUUUUUAUUUUCCUUUUCCUGACCAGUUAUUUCCAGUGGCCACGUCUUUAUUUUGUUCAGUGUAAACUGUCUGACAUUGUUCCAGAAACUUAUCAAGAUAUCUCCAACCAGCUGACUAAACUGUCUUCUUAUCCACUGGUCCCAGAUGAUUUCUACGUUUCAUGAGACGUUUUUCCAUUUAGGCUAUAUUUAUUUUGACCAGUUUUUCAUUUAACAACUAUUUUCAAUUUUUAACCCAUUACUGAGUGAUGAGCUAGAAGAAUAUUUCAUACAUAAGAAAAUGACUGAGAAUUCACAUGAUGUACUUCCAUUAGUUGGCUGUGGUACCCAUCAUGAAGUAAAUUUUCUUGUUAAAUAACAUCUCUCCUCAUUGGUUUGAACUACUGUUGUACCAUCAAAAACUGAAAUUGCCUUUUUUUCCAAACAAUUUAAUUAGACAUUCCAUAGAAGCUUCCAUUAGCCUAUAUUAUCCUAGGAAUAUGAAACAGAAGAGAGACACAAUAAUGCAACAUCGGAGUAAGUACAGAAGGAAGUUAAUAUAUACUGGUGUUAUCAUUAUUUUUAUUCAUGAUUAGAUGUGACAGUAAAUAAAAGUAAGUGUAGAACAAAAAAGAAAAAGAUUAACUCACUUUUAAAAUAGCCACAAAGGGUAAUAAGGAAGUAUCAGUUUUAUUGUACCAUUAUACUCAUGCUUAUAUGUGACAGUAAGUAAAAGAAAAUAAAGAAAGUUGCAGUGAUUAAAAAGCAACAUGAUGUGUUUAAGAGAUUUAACUGAAGACACAGCAAAAAGGGACUGUGAAUAAAGAACUGUCAGUGUGUGGAUUGCAAUUUCCAGUCAGAAUGAAUGAGUCAACAGACCGCUACAUAAUAACAAAGCUCUGAAGUCAAGUUUGCAUCACAGGAAGAUAAAAGUAUGAAUCAAUUGAGAAAAUAGUUGUCAAUUGCUUGACUUGUUGAACUGGGAAGCUGCAACGAAGACAGUGUGAUCGAACAUCCAAUAUCCCACCCUCCCUGGUAAUAACUCAAGGAAUAAAGAUAAUAUCUGAACAAAAAAACAAACAUCAAACAUUUUGCUUGGAAACACCACGUAAGAAUAUCAACAAUGCAGGAAAAGAUAAAUUUCUCCUUACCAUAAAGCUGACACAUUAAGUUGCAGAUAGGCAUUAUUAAAAGACACUUACACAUAAGCUUUCAGCCAUAGCCUUCAUCACAAAAAGAGAAAAACACAGCAUUCAUUCACAUAAGCAAGAACACCUCAUGCACACAUGAUCUACAACUCUGGGAGAUCAGGCCGGAGUUGGCCAUGUGUGUGAGGUGUGCUUGCUUGUGUGAAUGAAUAGUGUGUGUUUCUCUUUUUCUGACAAUGGCUGUGGCCAGAAGCUUAUGUAUAAGUGUCUUUUAAUUGUGACUGCCUGCAGAUUAAUGUGUCAUCUCUACGGCAAGUAGAAAUCUAUCUUUUCCUACAUUGUAAAGAUUUUACUUGAAUUUUUAAUUUAAUGAGAAUAACAAUUCCAGGUGAAUCAUCAACAGAGACGUAAGCAAACUGAGAAUAUUGCUAGCUUUCGGUUGGAUCCCUUCUUCAUAGUUUUACACACACACACACACACACACACACACACACACACACACACACACUUCAAAAGCUGUAUUGUUCUAGAUGGCUAAAUUGCAGCUCGAAGGAGGUGGAGUGUUCCAAGGAGUAUUGGGGAAGGGUGGCUGGAUGGCGGCAGAGACAGGCAGCAGGAAGUAAGGAUAGAAAUGUAGCACCAUUAAGCACAUUCUGGCUGAAGCAAAAUGAUGGGGAAGGGGUUGAGUGAUGGAGGCAGAUCAGAGGAAAGGGGAGACUGAGCAGAAAAGGAUGUGAGGGCAGGAUGAGUGGGUUAGGGUCAUGGGGCUGCUGACCACCCAUUGGCAGAACACACUGUGGAGUACAACAUGCUCAGUUUCAAAGGGUGCUUCAUCUUCUUCUUUAUUUACAUCUUUAGGGUGUGGGCAGAGAGUACUUUCUGUACCACUGUUACUUACUUCAUUUCCUGUUCCAGCCGCAAAUGGUCCUUGGGUUGAACAACUGUUGGUAAACCACCGUGUGAGGUUGAAUCUCUCUAGUUUUAUCUUCUUGACCUUUCCACAAGAGACAUAUAGGAGGAAGUAAUACAUCACUUCACUCUUCUAAGUAUACACUCAGAAUUUUAACAGUAAACAACCUAUGCCAUCUAGAUCCUUGUCUCAACACAAGCUUCCCUGAAUUAAGCUGCAAUGGUUAGCACACUGGACUCACAUUCGAGAUGAUGACAGUUCAAAUAUGCAUCUGCGACCAUCCUGAUUUCAGUUUUCUGUGCUUUUCUUAAACUGCCCCAGACAAAUCCUGGAGUGGUUCCUUUGAGAGGGCACAGCCAAUUUCCUUCCCUAUCUUUAAAAUGUUCCGAUCUUAUGUUCAGUCUCUAAGGACCUCAAUGUCAAUGGGACAUAAACCCUAAUCUUCAUUUCUUUCUUUGAAUUACAUAGCUGGGAGUUGUCCUUUGAUCCCGUAAUCCUCCCAGUCUUAAUCUCUGUUAGCCCAUGCCCCACAGUCACCUCCAUCCUUCCCUCUGACCCUAAUUUCACUCAUCCUGCACUCACCCACAUGCUCUUCUCUAGCCUCUCUCUUCGUGUUUUCUAUUAACCCUUUCAAUCCACUCACGGAGCAAGGUGGCGUAGUGGUUAGCACACUGGGCUCAGAUCUGGGAUAAUGAUGGUUCAAUCCCGCGUCCGGCCAUCCGGAUUUAGGAUUCCCACAAUUUCCCUACCAGGCAAAUGCCAGGAUGGUUCCCUUGAAAGGGCAUGGCCGACUUCCUUCCCCAAUCCAACGACCUCUCUGUUUGGUCUCCUCCACUUCAUCAUGUGCUCACUUCAGUUGCCCCUGCCUGUGGCUCAAAUGAGUUCACAGGUGCCACAUUCUGAUCCUCUGCCUCUUGCUAACAGGUGUUAUCCACCUGCCCCAACCCUCCCUCUUGUUCUCUGUCUUCUGCCUCACUGACCAAUCCAUUUGACAAAAUCUCUCACUCAAAUUGAGAUGCAGUACCCGCACAGUGUAGUCAGCCAGAACAAUGUAGCCCUAGAGGUAUGUGUACAUGUAGUCUAUAGUUCGGAAGGAGGAUUCAACUGAAAGCUAGCACAGUUCUUUAUCUUUGUUUUGUGUCUGUCAGUAACUCAGCACCUCAACUAUUCAGUAAGUUAUUAUCUUUACUCCUUAAAUUAUUUAUAUUCCACCAAGCUAAUAUAUCAAAAGAAAAUCAUCAAUUUUUGAAAAUAUAGUUUGACUGGAUUGAUAAAAAAAAAAUCUACCAAGUCGCUGCAGGAGAAAAUAUACAUAAAUAUAUUGAAAUAUGUAAGCUUUCAGAGCCACCAGUUCCUUAUUCUGGCAGAAGUGUUGAAUGGGAAGGACAAGGGGCAAAGGAAAAGGACUGGUGAGGUUUAGGAAAUGGGGAGAGUCUGAAAAAGUUGUCCAGAACCCCAGGUCAGGGAAACCUUGAUGGAUGGGAUAGGAAGGAGAGACUCGAGAUUUGCAAUCAGAUAUGUACUGAUUGAGGAAAUGUUCAGCAGCAGACAGACCAUGGACGUGGUGGAUGUUGGUGGUAUAGAUGGAGGUGGCAUCAUUGGUGAAAAGCGAGGUGUGUGAUGGGUGUAGGACAGGCACAGACCUCAGAUGGUCUAGAAAAUAAUUGCUGUCUUUAAGAUAGGAGGGAAGUCUUUGUAUUACUGAUUGCAAGUGUUGAUCAACUAAUGCAGAUACAAGUUCAAUGAGUGCUUUGAAGCCAGUAACUAUGGGACAGCCAAGGUGAUUGGGUUUCUGGAUCUUAAGAAGGUAGAAGAUUGGAGUCCUUGCUUUGGGUGGUGUAAGAAGUUAUAUGGAUUGAGGUGUUAGGAGCCAGAGAUGUUAAGGAGGGUCUGUAGGUCAGCUUGAAUCACAGGGAUGGGAUUCUGAUGUCAGAUGCUGUAUGUAGAGAUGUCAGAUGCUGUAUGUAGAGAUGUCAGACAGCUGGCAUAGACCGUUGUUUACAUACAACUGUUGGUCAAGUACCACAGUGGUAGAUCCCUAAAUCGCUGGGAGGAUAAUGAUGGAGUCAUUAGGUUUUAGGCAAUGAGAGCCUGGAGUUCUAUGGUGGACAGCUUCAGGUUAUAUUGAAGGGACCUGAGGAAGGGUUGUGAACCAAUGUUGGGUGUUAGGCUUGUAAGGUACAAUUUUGAGGUAGUGGAUCAAGUUGAAUCAAGAUCGGAACGUUCAAAGCAGGGUUCAAUAUCAGUUUUGUUGUUGGAAAGGUUUAGGAAUUAGGUUGAAAAACUGUAUUUCCAGUAGACAUUGUGUGUGAAGGAAAGUAGGUCCUUCACCAAAACCACGUGAUUAAAUGCAGAUUUAUGGCUGAAAGUGAGACCUUUGAAUAAUAUAGAUAACUGAGGAGGGGAGAGGUUAAGAACACUGUGCUGUCCCGGCUGGUUCUUGUGAUCAUGAGUUAUUAUUCCUCUAGAAGACAUUAGUGAAGGCUGGGAGACAUUAAUCAGUUUAUCCAAGUUCAGGUUGUAGACAGGAGAGGUUGUUGAUAUUGUGGCUGUUUAGGAAGCUGGAGAGGGACAGGGCGGGAAAAGCCACUAUUGAUGUAGUUUACGAGAAGGUGGGAUAGCUUUUUGAGGUGAAGCCUGGUCUGUUGUUGCAUUCUGAACUUGGUUUGCUGAAUGAUACCAUCCAAUGAAACAAGAGAUGGCAGAUAACCGCAAGAUUUUGUACGAGAUAAGUCUGGUGGAGAAGAAAUUGACAGAUGAGACAUAUGGAACACAGAUUAGCCAUGUAACUGCAAGAAAUUGCUGUACUUGGAAUUGUAAGGGGAGCUGGUGUAGAACAGGAUUACAUCCAGGAAUGGGGACUUUCAAUGUCCCAGGAUUGACCAGACUUCAAGAAACGGAAUGUGGGACCUUGGGUCUGAUAGUGCAAAAGCAUGUUUUUGAAGAAACAAAUGCAACAUUUGAUGGGAUUCGUCAUGGAAAGAGAGGAAGGCUGGAGUGUUAAGAGAUGUUGGAAGAGGCAAAAAAGAAGCAGAGACAGGAGAAAAGAGAGAAAAAAGGAAGAAAAGCAAGGGAAAGAUUACAAAAAUUUGUAUGAAAAUCACAAGAACAAAAAAUGGUUAACAAGACGUAAUGAGUGGGUGAGAAUUUCUUGCCAGAAAAGAUGACUGUACAUUAGGAAAAAAUUAUGACUGUAAAAAAUUGUGAUUGAACAAGUUGUGAAAUCAGACAAAAUUUUAAAAACAGGACAAACAGAAGAGGAAGUAAUGAGAGAAAAUGUAAUCCAGAGACAACAGGAAAGUCGAUCAGAGCAGUACGGCAAAAAACUAAUCAACGAAAACUUAAAUAAUCCUGUAAAAGAAAGGUAAGUAAGGGGGGGAUUGAGGAAAUUGCUUCAAAUUUGCAAAUAAAUUGAUGGAAGACGAUCAGGAGAAGGCCCUGCAGUGUAGUGAAUGAUAAACGAAGUGUUAUAUGCAAAUUCAUGAACAACAAUGGACUUGUGCACGAAAAUCAGUACUGGAAAAGGUGAUGGGGCAAGACGUUAGUUAAAAUAGAUGGUACAGAGAAACAAAUGAACAAACUAGCACAUAAGGUAAAAACUGAUGACAGUUCGAAAAAGACAGACGACGAUGACUGCCAAGGGGAUUACAUAAGAAGGAAUAAUGGCCACACAGGCUAAUACAUCCAUGAAAAUAAUAAGUUUUUGAAACUAUAAAAUAACUGGUUUGCGUAUCCUUCUCAUCCCUUCUGAUAAAUCUCUAGAGCCAGGGUUCUGGGCAACUUUUCCAAACUCUUCCCAUUUCCAAAACCUCACCAGUCCUUUUGUUUCCCUUUCUUCAUUUCCCUUCAACCCUUCUGCCAGAAGGAGCCACUGACUUUGAAAGCUUACAUAUUUCAAUACCUUUAUGUGUGUUUUCUCCUGCUGCUGCUGCUUAAGAGGAUAUUCCACCAAUGUCUUUCCAUUACCAUAACUCAUUUUUUUGUGAAAAUUAUAAAUUACACGAGGAAUGCAAGUAGCAUGGAAUAUAUUCAUUUGUGUGAGAGAAAGAUAUCAGAUGAUUUAAUGACAUGUAAUGAUUAAGAGGUUUUCAUUCCUUCUCUCUGCCCCUUUAUUAAAAGUGGUGCAUUACGAAUACUGUAACCUGACUGGCAUCAAGAAAGAGUCGCAAAAUGAAGAGUAAUAGGUACACGUAUGACCAGGGCAACUAAUGCAUUGUCAAAUGUAGGCCCAAAGCGCUGUUAAAAGCUGGAAGAAAUAUACAAUAAUACAGGAAAUUAAUACACAACUGAUAGGUCACUUUUAUUAACUGGAACAACAGUAGCUAUUCAGCAUCAUGAGGAAUUGAAAAACUCCAUCUGAAGAGAUGCUUUUAGCUAAAAAAAAGUACAAGUGAUGAACUACUUAUUCAUUCAAAAGAGUAUAUUAAAAUAGAAACAACCUACUACUUACAAAAUUGUAAUAGUAUCUCCUCAAAAUGUAGAGUCCCAAAACGCUAAGACAGCCAUAGAAGCUUAGGUAGAUUAAGCAGUUGACGACAUGCUAAAUCAGAAACUGCCAAUGACAUUGUUGUGACUCUACAGUACUACAAUCAUUUCUUUUGCCCUAAAAUGCCGUGCAUAAUGAAGUUACAAGUUUAACAUAGAUUAAUGACAUAUCAUCUCAGCAAAGUAUACAAAAACUGGCACAACAGAUUUCUUCUUACUACCAAGAGUGGGAUCAUUACAUCAUAAUUACAAGUUGAAAAGAAAAGAGAGGCAUGUUGUGUCCAGCAAUCAUUUACUGGGGAUCAUUGUUACAGAAAUAAACAGGCUCACUAGGUUAUUUAGUUCUAUCGUAUAUUUCAUAAUUGAGACACCCACAAUUCUUUUCUACAGGUUAUUGUCUGAGUCAGAUAGUAAGUGCCGCCCCCCCCCCCCCUCUCUCUCUCUCCCCUCCCAACACAAACUACACACUGUAAAUGGAAAAGACAGCCUUCACCAAGACCUCUUCAUUGGUCCCAUGUUCUGUCACAGGCAAGGAGAGUGUAUAAAGACAUUUUGGUAUGCAACUGAUUUGUACCAAAGUUAUCUAUUUAUGAUGGUGUUCAGAUAUCUUUAUUCAAUGUAAUUUGAUAUCAGUAACACCACAAAAACAUCUGUGAACAGUUACAGCCAACUCAAAUGUUGUAAAUUUAAUAACUAUGCCUUGGAUGCCAGAUUCUAGCCCAAGAAUCUAAUCUGAUAUAACUGUGUUGUUCUGAUUACACUAGUUUCUGUGGCACAAAUAACUUAUGGACCACUCAGUAAAGAUGCAAUAGUAUAUUCUCCAUAUUUGAAUAACAUGUAGUUUUAAAAUGAUUCACAUAAGAGUAUUAUAUAAAUAUGUCUGCUUACAUCAUACAUUUGUGCUUUAUAAGAAUCAAAAUUUAAAGUGCUGAAUGCAAAUUUUUUUUUUUUUUAAACUGUGUUGUAUCAAUUGUUAGCAUGAACAUUACUGAAUCAUAACAUAAAAAAUUUAAUCACCACCAAAUAAAGUUUACUGUGUUUGUCAUUACUGAAAUAUUUAACUGUGAUUAUCCACGUAGAUUCAGUGACAUGUCAUAUGUUUACUUUUUGGAACAUGUUAACAACCUUUUUGUGUACCACUGCAAUUGUUGCCACUUAUUUAGUAGACUACAAUUACCACUAAAUUACAGUGAAAUUUAUUGUAAUAAAAUUCUCUUCAUGAUCAGACCUGAAGACCCCAGAAUUAGAAACAUUAAUUUCCCAAUCAGAACAACAUUUCUGAACCAAGUUUUGUAACUGGCUCAUUUUAGUAUUUUCAUAUUUUGGUUUUAUGUCAACCUUCCAGUCAGCUUUUCUUCUCUCCCUCACCCAGAAUCCUUUCUGUAUUUGGCUUUCAAAUGCACUCUAAAUUAUUGUCCUACACUCCUAUUUACAGCUACUUUAGCAAUCUUCGCUAUUUCCACAAAUGUAAACUAUUUUACCUGAAAAUAAAGUUGGCAGAGGUAAUACGUAAGACAUAAUGAAUAAUUUAUGCAAUAAAAUCCAUGUUUUGUUUAUCUUCCUAUUGCUGAUAUAGCUAACUGAGAGUUAUAGAA